Messenger RNA from Echinops telfairi (small Madagascar hedgehog), 6466 nucleotides. RefSeq names its product zinc finger protein 142 (gene ZNF142). Gene Ontology annotation, cellular component: nucleus. The record is from RefSeq and is a predicted model, not a curated record. The transcript has 9 exons. Gene Ontology annotation, biological process: regulation of gene expression. NCBI's taxonomy places the organism in Eukaryota, Metazoa, Chordata, Mammalia, Afrosoricida, Tenrecidae. The coding region runs from base 576 to 6053 and encodes 1825 amino acids.
GAGUGGCCAGCUUGCGCCCGCUGUCCUAGAGGCGGCUGGGCCGGAGGCGGUCGCACAAAGAGCCCCGGCGGGCCUCUCCAGCCGCUGUUCGACCAUAGAGAUGCGGCUCCUGCCGGCCCUGGGCCGGGAGGUGAGUAAACGCCUGCGGGGUGGGAACUGCAAGCUGGUGCAGGUGGAUCUUGCCCAUCCGAGGCAAACGUUUUUGGAGGGCGAGGAUGAGGAGAAGGUCUGGGUGCGGGGAACCCCGGGAGGAGGUGCUAAAGGGACCACGCCAAGGAGCGGUUGCCCCUCGCCUUAGUCGUGUCACAGCUAUGGACCGCUCCCGGGUACCCGCUGUCCCCUCAAGACCGUAAUCGCGAUGAUGCUCCAUCCCAAGCCUUGCAGGUUGCAAAGCGCCUUUCCCAUUCGUCGACUCUGGUGACUCCCGCGCCCUCCCGAGAAUGUGGACGCUGUCAUCGUUUCCACUUCACAGAUGGGAAAACUGAGACCCAGGGACGAAAGGUUAUCCUAGGUGCCCCAAACUGCGUGCUUGGCUUCUCAGCACCUGAGAAAGCACAGCCCUGAAAGCCGUGGUGAUGACAGACCCCGUGUUGGACUCACAGCCAGCGAACAGCCCUGGGGAGAUGGCUGGACUCUGCUCUGAACUGUUGCUGAUCCCCCAGCCUCUUUCUCACCGUGGCCUCCUGGAGCCUGGGCAGAGCGCCUGCCCCUCGGAGAGCCCUACCCCUCUGCCUACGGACCCUGCCUGCUUGCUGGUAGAGGCCACAACGUCUGGAGAGGGCACAGGAGACAUGGAGAUCAUUGUGGAAGCAGUAACUGGAAACUUGUCCCCAGGGACUCCUGGAGACACUCCAGGUGUCCUGGUCAAGGUGGUGGAAGUGUACUUCUGUGAGCGCUGUGGGCAGAGCUUUGCAGACCCCACUCUGCUGGCCCUGCAUCAGUGCCCCGAGACCCUCAUCCAGCCUGUGCAGGGUCUGUCCAGCUCGCCAUGCUCCCUAGCACUGCCCCCCAGUAACCUCACCCUCCUCGGCCCUCCACAGGGCCGAAGCCCAACAGACAGCCCCUUGCCAUGCCCCGUGUGCAGCCAGGAGUUUGCUCAGCCCCAGGCCCUGAAGAGCCACUUCAAGUCGCACCGAGGCACCCCCGACACCUUCUCCUGCCCAGAGCCCGGCUGUGUGUUCUCCUGCGAGGCUCGCCAAGGCCUGCAGCAUCACCUGAAGCAGGCUCACAGCGCCGUCCCUGUGCCCUGUUCCUUCCGGGGCUGCCCCUUGCUCUUUGGGAGCCAGCAGGGCAUGGAGCUGCAUCGGCAGGUCCAUUAUCCCUUCCACUGCAGCCACUGCAGCUUCGUGGGCUCCAAUGUCAAGCUCUUCCGGCAGCAUCAGCGGAGCCACGGGUCAGGGACACGGGGAGAACUUCCUACCCUGCGAAGCCUGCCAACCCAGGAGCUGCUGCCAAUCGCCGAACAGCCCCUGGGGGAGGGAGCACCUUCAGAGGAAGCAGGUGUGCCUGCGCCUGGGCAGGAGUCGGCUGAAGAGGAAGACGCUGGAGGAGAAGAAGAGUGUGGCUCCCAGAAGGACGCCCGGCCAGCCCUGGGAAGAGGCCAGGGGACACCGCAGGUGGAAGGUGAGGUGGCUCCUGCCGCUGAGCCCCUCUUCAAGACCCACAUGUGCCCGGAGUGCCAACGCUGCUUCAAGAAGCGGACCCACCUGGUGGAACACCUGCACCUGCACUUCCCAGACCCCAGCCUCCAGUGCCCCAACUGCCAGAAGUUCUUCACCAGCAAGAGCAAGCUGAAGACCCACCUGCUGCGGGAGCGGGGCCAGAAGGCCCACCGCUGCCCGCUGUGCCACUACAGCGCCGUGGAGAGGAACGCGCUCAACCGCCACAUGGCCAGCAUGCACGAGGACAUCUCCAACUUCUACUCGGACACCUACGCCUGCCCUGUCUGCCGCAAGGAGUUCCACCGCAGCCAGGCCCUCAAGGAGCACCUCAAGAGCCAUGCGGCCGCCGCCGAGCCAGCACCCCUCAGCUGCUUCCAGGAGGGCUGCGGCUACUCGGCACCUGACCGCAAGGCCUUUGUCAAGCACCUGAAGGAGGCCCACAGCGUGCGGGCCGUGGAGUGCCGCCACCACUCGUGCCCCUUGCUCUUCGCCACGCCAGAGGCCAUGGAGACCCACCACAAGAGCCACUAUGCCUUCCACUGUCCCCAGUGCGACUUCGCCUGCUCCAACAAGCACCUCUUCCGCAAGCACAAGAAGCAGGGCCACCCUGGCAGCGAAGAGCUGCACUGCCCCUUCUGCCCUUUCGCCACCUUCAACCCGGUGGCCUACCAGGACCACGUGGGCAAGAUGCACGCACACGAGAAGAUCCACCAGUGCCCCGAAUGCAACUUUGCCACCGCCCACAAGAGGGUGCUCAUCCGACACAUGCUAUUGCACACGGGCGAGAAACCGCACAAGUGUGAGCUGUGUGACUUCACGUGCCGGGAUGUGAGCUACCUGUCUAAGCACAUGCUGACCCACUCCAGCGCCAAGGACUACAUGUGCACAGAGUGUGGCUACGUCACCAAGUGGAAGCACUACCUCAGCGUGCACAUGCGAAAACACCUGGGGGACCUCAGAUACCAGUGCAACCAGUGCUCCUACCGCUGCCACCGCGCUGACCAGCUGAGCAGCCACAAGCUGCGGCACCAGGGCAAGUCCCUGAUGUGUGAGGUGUGCGCCUUCGCCUGCAAGCGGAAGUAUGAGCUGCAGAAGCACAUGGCCUCCCAGCACCGACCCGGCGGGCAGGCCCCGCUCUUCCCCUGCCGCUACUGUAGCUACCGCAGCCGCCACAAGCAGGCGCUGCUGAGCCACGAGAACUGCAAGCACACGCGCCUGCGCGAGUUCUGCUGCGCCCUCUGUGACUACCGCACCUUUAGCAAUACCACCCUCUUCUUCCACAAGCGCAAGGCCCACGGCUACAUGCCCGGGGACCAGGUCUGGCAGCUCCACCCUGCUAGCCAGGAGCAGGAGCCAGAGGGCUCCAGGCAGUGCCCUGCACCCCCGGCAGACGCUGAGCCCCAGGAGCUGGGCCCUGUCCCUGAGACUGCAGUGGAGGCCAGCUCUGGCCAAGCUGUGUCUGAGCUGAGCGAGGACAGAGCUGAGCAGCAGGCUUGCAGUGAGGUUCCCCAAGAGAGCGAGCUACUUGGUGGCCCUAGCCCGGCGGAGGUGGAUGAGAGCUCCUGCACCCUGCACCUGGAGGCCCUGCGGGUGGAGCUGGAACCCUUGGCCGAACUGCCCCUGGAGGAAAAGACCCCUGAGACGGCCCCAGUGGAGGGCAGGCCCAUGGACCCCUCCAGGCCCCUAGAACUGGAAGCAUCUGCUGGCACUCUGAUGGCGCUGUCCAGCUUCGAAGGCAGCGAACCUGCUGUUCUGAGUGCUCAAGAAGAGCCCAUUCUGGACAAGCCAGUCCCUGAACCUCCCCGGAACCCCCCUCCCUCCGAGCAGCCCUCUAACAGCUGGGUGGGGCCCUUUAAGGCCAGUCUACCUGCCGAGACUGCCCCCUUGCCUCAGUUCCCUGAGUCAGAGUCCAUUCUAAAGGCCCUGAGGAGGCAGGACAAAGAGCAGGCUGAGGCCCUGGUGCUGGAGGGGCGGGUGCAGAUGGUGGUCAUCCAGGGAGAGGGCCCAGCCUUCCGCUGCCCGCACUGCCCUUUCAUCAGCCGCCGCGAGAAGGCCCUGAGUCUGCAUGCCAGGGCUGGCUGCCAAGGCCGCCGAGAGCCCCUGCGGUGCCCCGAGUGUGGGGCCAGCUUUAAGCAGCAGCGGGGCCUCAGCACCCACCUGCUGAAGAAGUGUCCUGUCCUCAGAAAGAACAAGGGCGCGCCCAGGGCAGAUCCAGCCAGCUUACCACCCUCAGGCCCCCAGGCUGCCGAGGACACCAAGUCCCUGCCCGAGCCUUUAGCACUGGACCUAGUGGCUCCCAAAAGCACCCCUUCUGAGCUGCCUGAUGAGCCCAGUGAAACCGAGGAGCCUCCUGGUACCCCCUCCGGCUCCCCCGCCCCACCUGCAGCCAGCCCCCCGCCGGCAACACCCCCGGAGAAGUUCCGCUUUGAGCAGGGCAAGUUCCGUUGCAGUUCCUGUGCCUUCCUGUGCUCCAGACUCUCCUCCAUCACCUCUCACGUGGCCGAAGGCUGCCGGGGGGGACGCGGAGAAGGGAGGCGGGCGGUCACUGCAGCCAAGCCUGCCCUGUGCCCGGUGUACAGCGGGGACUCUGCUCCCCAGGGCAGUGGGAGCUCGGAGCCCAGCCCUGGUGGUGGGGACACAGCCGUGGUCCCAAGGCUAAAGGGCACUCGCUUCUCCUGCCCCACCUGCCCCUUCAGCUGCCAGCAGGCACGCGCGCUGCGGACUCACCAGGCGCGGGGCUGCCCACUCCAGAGUCCUGGGGAGUCACACUGCGGCCUCUGCCCGGUCACAGCCGCCACCCUGCGGGGCCACCAGAAGAGGAGGCCCCUGGCUGCUGGGCCCGCCCGCGGCCCCCGGCCCCCGCUGCAGUGCGGGGACUGUAGCUUCACCUGCAAGCAGAGCCGCUGCCUACAGCAGCACCGGCGCCUCAAGCAUGAGGGGGUGAAGCCACACCAGUGUCCCUUCUGCGACUUCUCCACCACCCGACGCUACCGCCUGGAGGCCCACCAGUCCCGGCACACGGGAGUGGGCCGCAUCCCCUGCAGCUCCUGCCCCCAGACGUUCGGGACCAACUCGAAGCUGCGCCUGCACCAACUGAGGGUGCACGACAAGACCCCCACCCACUUCUGCCCGCUGUGUGACUACAGCGGCUACCUCCGCCACGACAUCACGCGGCACGUCAACAGCUGCCACCAGGGCACCCCAGCCUUCGCCUGCCCGCAAUGCGAGGCCCAGUUCAGCUCCGAAACGGCGCUCAAGCAGCAUGUCCUGCGCCGGCACCCGGAGCCCCCUGCCCCUGCCCCAGGCGCCCCUGCAGAGGCAGCCCAAGACCCCCUCCGCUGCGCCCGCUGCGGGCUGCUGUGUCCCAGUCCCGCCAGCCUGCGGGGACACACCCGCCGGCAGCACCCCAGGCUCGAGUGCGCCGCCUGUCGGGAGGCCUUCCCCAGCCGGCCCGCCCUGGACCAGCACCGGAGGCAGCGGCACUUCAGCCACCGCUGCCAGCUCUGUGACUUCGCGGCCCGCGAGCAGGUGGGCCUGGUGUCUCACUACCUGGAGCAGCACGAAGCGGCGCCGGACGGGGACGCCAGCCAGCGCCCUCUGCGCUGUCCUUUCUGCGACUUUGCCUGCCGCCACCAGCUGGUCCUUGAUCACCACGUCAAGGGGCAUGGGGGCACCCGGCUCUACAAGUGUACGGACUGUGCGUACAGCACCAAGAACCGGCAGAAGAUCACCUGGCACAGCCGUGUCCACACCGGGGAGAAGCCCUACCGCUGCCACCUCUGUCCCUAUGCCUGUGCCGACCCCUCUCGCCUCAAGUAUCACAUGCGGAUCCACAAGGAGGAGCGCAAGUACUUGUGCCCCGACUGCGGCUACAAGUGCAAGUGGGUCAAUCAGCUCAAGUACCACAUGACGAAGCACACGGGUCUGAAGCCCUAUCAGUGCCCCGAGUGUGAGUACUGCACGAACCGGGCUGACGCACUGCGUGUGCACCGGGAGACACGGCACCGCGAGGCGCGGGCCUUCAUGUGUGAGCAGUGCGGCAAGGCUUUUAAGACACGCUUUCUGCUGCGCACUCACCUCCGCAAGCACAGCGAGGCCAAGCCCUACGUGUGCAACGUGUGCCACCGCGCCUUCCGCUGGGCCGCCGGCCUGCGCCACCAUGCCCUCACCCACACCGACCGCCACCCCUUCUUCUGCCGCCUCUGCAGCUACAAAGCCAAGCAGAAGUUCCAAGUGGUGAAGCAUGUGCGCAGGCACCAUCCUGACCAGGGCGACCCCAGCCAGGGUGUGGGUAAAGACCCCACUACCCCCACCGUGCACCUGCAUGACGUGCAACUGGAGGACCCAGGCCCGCCCGCACCUGCAGCCCCACCCACUGGCCCUGAGGGCUGAGUGCCUGCCCACCUCCCAGGCAGGAAAGGAGGGCGUGGGCCCAGGCAUGCACACUGGACCCAGAGCAGGCCUGUGGAGCCCAGGGCCUAAGGCCAGGCUGGCUUUGGGGUACAGGGGAGGAUGGAGCCCACAAGGGGCCCAGGCUCUUGUACUUUGGGACGAUGGCUGUAUAAGAGACAUGGACUACAACCUGGAUUCUUGCAGCAGUGCUGCGUGUUUUUAACUUCUGAGUUCCUGUUUCCUCACCAGCACGCCAUGGAAGGCUCUGACUGCUGGAGCGUGGUGUUACCCACUCCAUUCUGCUCCUUCCUUCUUCCAACACUGCUUUCCACCCCUGGGCAGCAUCCUCAGAGCAGUUGUGUCUACUUGCAUGUGCUGUGGUGCCGAAUGCUUGAUAAAGCAUGUCAAACGGA